Messenger RNA from Manis pentadactyla (Chinese pangolin), 1286 nucleotides. Its product is annotated as amine sulfotransferase-like. Bases 119 to 1000 code for a protein of 293 amino acids. The record is from RefSeq and is a predicted model, not a curated record. Lineage: Eukaryota; Metazoa; Chordata; Mammalia; Pholidota; Manidae. The transcript has 7 exons. Gene Ontology annotation, cellular component: cytoplasm. Gene Ontology annotation, molecular function: sulfotransferase activity. Gene Ontology annotation, biological process: sulfation.
GGCAUAUUUAGUCUUCUUUUUUUAUCUUUUCCACCUGUGGCCACAGAAUUGUUCUUCUUACAUGCAUUUAUAUCAGACGGUAACUUAUUUUUAAGCUACAUCCUCGGGCAAUUGAAUUAUGGAGGAUACAGAAAAAUUUUUAUUCACAUUUAAAGGAUUUAAUUUUGCAUGUUAUGGAAUUAAUGUUGAGUUUUUAGAAAAUCUGGAUGAUUUUGAAAUCCGAGAUGAUGAUGUCUUCAUAAUCACAUACCCAAAAUCUGGAACCACAUGGGCUCAGCAAUUACUAAGCCUGAUUUAUUUUGAAGAGCAUCGCAAAAGAUUGGCAAAUGUGGACACAAUGGAUCUAGUGCCCUUUCUAGAAUACAGUCUUGAAGGAAGAAACUUUGACAAAAUACCAUCUCCUCGACUUUUCUGUAGUCACGUUCCAUACUACUUGGCUCCCAGAGGGCUGAAGAAUAAAAAAGCCAAAAUUAUUUAUGUGUACAGGAACCCUAAAGACGUUAUGUGCUCAUUUUUUCAUUUUUCAAACAUGAUGAGAAUAUUGAAACCAUCCACCAAUAUGGAGGAAUUUAUGAAACUCUUUUUGGAAGGAAAAGUGACUGGAAGCCUUUGGUAUGACCAUAUCAAAGGUUGGUAUGAGCACAAAUGUCACUUCAAUAUUCAGUUUAUAAUGUAUGAGGACAUGAUAAAGGAUCUGAGAAGUUCUAUAUUAAAAGUCUGUACAUUUCUGGGGAAAGAAUUGAAUAAAGAAGACAUAGAUGCUGUUGUGAGUCAAGCCAUGUUUGAAAACAUGAAGUCUGAUAAACGUGCAAAUAAUGAAAAUCUGCUAAAGAGGCUACCUGAAAUUAGAAGAACAGAUGGCCAUUUUCUUCGCAAAGGUACCAUUGGAGACUGGAAAAACCACAUGACUGUUGCCCAAAAUGAAAGAUUUGACAAGAUUUUCCAAAGGGAGAUGAAGGACUUACCCUUGAAGUUCAUCUGGGAUAUAAAUGAAGAAUAGAAUUCUAAGCUCAAGCCAAAUAUUUUAAGAACACACAUUCAGAAAGAAACAUUUAAUGAUGCACUUUAAUCUUUGACUAUUCUUGGAUCACAACUAAAAACCUUAAUGAUUAAUAUACAGUAAUGUGGUAAUUCUAUAUCCUUUAGCAUAUGUGGCCUGUUUUCCAAUUCAUGGGUUCAUCAAUUUCUGAUGAAGAGAGGAUUCUCCUUAUUUUGUUAGUAUAGGAUUAUACUAAAUAUAGUAAAAUAUACUAAAAUAUUUUAAUAAUAAAAGAAUUUAUACUAAA